This is a messenger RNA of Tachysurus vachellii, 1589 nucleotides long. It is a transcript of the gene hs3st3l, whose product is annotated as heparan sulfate (glucosamine) 3-O-sulfotransferase 3-like. The transcript is spliced from 2 exons. The coding region runs from base 234 to 1310 and encodes 358 amino acids. Gene Ontology annotation, molecular function: [heparan sulfate]-glucosamine 3-sulfotransferase activity. NCBI's taxonomy places the organism in Eukaryota, Metazoa, Chordata, Actinopteri, Siluriformes, Bagridae. The record is from RefSeq and is a predicted model, not a curated record.
GAGAAAGACAGAACGACAGAUCUCUCAGUACAAGCGCUGUAUUUAUUUAUUUAUUUAUUUGUUAUUUAUGCUUUUCUGUUCCGUGCGCGAGCGUUAACGCGCAGAGGUACUGCGGUCAGAUAUGGACCCGGAGACACUCAGCUUUUUUCGGCGGCGUUCACUUUCACGACGCAUUAAAGUUAAAUCAGUAACUUCUUGAACACAAUGGCGUCCUUCAGUCUCCCUUCAGAGGGAUGGCAAGUUCUCGCGGACCUCCGCCGGAUCCUGGGAGACUCGCGCACAAACUUGUAGGCAUGCUGUGGUGUGGUGUGGUGUGCGCUUUCCUCCUGUACUGUAUGCGAUGCUGCGAAUCCGAACUGACAGAAAGUUUCAGCCUGAGUCGCGACGAUGCGCCACUGGGAACGGGACCCGACGGUGAAAGGAACGGGACGGUUAGUGUUGAUGGUGUCGGUGUAGACGGGAGGAGGAGGAGGAAGAGGAGCGCGGGAGACCGCGCGGUUGUGGACGGCACGAUUAAGGAGAAAGAGUGGAGGGGCGCGCGCAGGCUUCCGCAUGCGCUCAUCAUCGGCGUGAAGAAAGGCGGCACACGCGCGCUGCUCGAGUUCCUGAGGCUUCACCCGGACAUCCGCGCGCUCGGAGCAGAGCCGCACUUCUUCGACAGGCAUUACGCACGUGGCCUCACCUGGUACAGGAGCAUGAUGCCCAAGGCGCUGGAUGGCCAGAUUGUGAUGGAGAAAACUCCACGUUACUUCGUUACAGCAGAGACACCAGCUCGUGUCCGUGCCAUGUCAAGAGACGUGAAGUUGAUCGUGGUGGUGCGUGACCCCGUGACCCGUGCCAUCUCCGAUUACACUCAGAUCGCCUCCAAGACACCGGGCAUCUCCAGCUUCGAAAGCCUGGCUUUUAAGAACAGAUCGUCAGGUCAGGUGAACUCACUGUGGAGCCCACUGUACAUCGGCUUGUACGCUCAGCAUCUGGAGCACUGGCUCGCUUAUUUCCCACUCUCUCAAAUCCACUUUGUCCACGGCGAGCGUCUCGUUAGUGACCCGGCUUUUGAGCUGGGCCGUGUGCAGGACUUCCUGGGCUUGGAGCGCAUUAUCACGGACAAGCAUUUCUACUUCAACAAGACCAAGGGCUUCCCAUGUCUGAAGAAGGCAGAGGGCAGCGCUGAGCCACACUGCUUGGGCAAAACCAAAGGCAGGACACAUGUGCGUGUCGAACCUGAGGUCGUUCACAACCUCAGGGAUUUCUACCACCCGCACAAUCUGAGGUUCUACCAAAUGACUGGAAUGGACUUCGGGUGGAAGUGAUUUUUAUUUUUUUUUGCUUUCUCAAUCCAGACAUCUCAUUCAUUCAGCACAUGAAACUGUGGAGGGUAUAUUUGCUUUUCUGACUAUAUUUGUGAUACAGUUAGUGAAACUCUGAGUGAGGUAUGAGUUAUGCACUAUUAUCAAGGGUAAAAGAUUAAGUAAACAAGUUUGUAUUUGGCUUUUUUAAAAAAGAAAUGUUUUUCUUAAGGCGUCUCAUGUGUCAGGCUUCAGAAUGACGGAAAAAAAAGGUGAAUAUGAACACUUUAAGAUCACAGCGGA